Molecule: messenger RNA, 3183 nt
Organism: Nycticebus coucang (slow loris)
Lineage: Eukaryota; Metazoa; Chordata; Mammalia; Primates; Lorisidae
Gene: NGEF
Product: neuronal guanine nucleotide exchange factor
Exons: 14
Coding region: 630-2489 (619 amino acids)
Biological process (GO): activation of GTPase activity
Molecular function (GO): protein binding; guanyl-nucleotide exchange factor activity
Source: RefSeq, a predicted model, not a curated record
AUUCCAAGAAUCAGUGCGAUCCGGCAGGGAACUCGGGCGGAAUUUUCGGAGAAGGAGGCACCUCCAGCUGGGAGGCCUCGGGGCUGCAGAGAGGGAUCUCAGAGCCGCAUCCCCGCGGGAGACAGCAGAGAGCACCUGGGGGUGGCAAAGCGGAGCGUGACCUCGUCCGCGCGGUCCAGCGCGGCCCGCGGAGCUCAGCCUGCAGGCCCCACCGCGAGGAGGGGGCGGGCAGGCCAGGCGCGGCUCGCGGGUCCCGGCUCAGCCCUGUCGCUCUCCCGGCCCGGGCGCAGCGGCGGCGGGGAAGGCGCAGGCGGCCGGAGGUCCCGGCCCGCAGCGGGCGCCCGAGGGACCGGGUCGCGCCCAGCCGCGGCGCCCCCGCCCCGCCGCCGCCCGGCCUCGCCCCCGCCGCGGCGCCCCUCCCGCCUCCCCGGUUGCCGUGGCAACGCCGGGAGCCUCCGGGCGCGCGCCCGCCCGCGGGAGCGCUCGGCAGCGGCGGCGGUGGCAGCAGCUCGGGCUCUAGCGGCUGGCGCUGCGACCCGGCUCCAGCGCCCGCUCGUCGCCCGCAGCCCUGUCCCCGGCCCCAGCGUGGCCCCCGACCCGACCUCUGCGCCUGCCCCGCCGUCGACCCGAUGGAGCUGCUGGCCGCAGCCUUCAGCGCCGCCUGCGCUGUGGACCACGACAGUUCCACCUCCGAGAGCGACACGCGCGACUCGGCGGCGGGACACCUGCCCGGCAGCCAGUCUUCCUCCACCCUGGGAAAUGGGGCCACGCCCGACGAGUACCCGGCCCUGGCCGACAGCCCCACCACUCUCACCGAGGCCCUGCAGAUGAUCCAUCCCAUUCCCGCGGACUCCUGGAGAAACCUCAUUGAACAAAUAGGGCUCCUGUAUCAGGAAUACCGAGAUAAAUCGACUCUCCAGGAAAUCGAAACCAGGAGGCAACAGGACGCAGAACUACAAGGCAAUGUGGACGGGUCCCUGGCCAGCGAGGACACUCCCGAGGAGGAGGAAGAGGAGGAGGAGGAGGAGGAGGAGCUGGCAAGCCCACCUGAGAGGAAGGCGCUGCCUCAGAUCUGCCUGCUCAGUAACCCGCACUCCAGGUUCAACCUCUGGCAGGAUCUGCCUGAGAUCCGCAGCAGCGGGGUGCUGGAGAUUCUGCAGCCGGAGGAGAUCAGACUGCAGGAGGCCAUGUUUGAGCUGGUCACGUCCGAGGCCUCCUACUACAAGAGCCUGAACCUGCUGGUGUCCCACUUCAUGGAGAAUGAGCGGCUGAGGAAGACCCUGCACCCGUCCGAGGCACACAUCCUCUUCUCCAAUGUCCUAGACGUCCUAGCUGUCAGUGAGCGGUUUCUCCUGGAGCUGGAGCACCGGAUGGAGGAGAACAUCGUCAUCUCUGAUGUGUGCGACAUCGUGUACCAUUAUGCAGCCAACCACUUCUCAGUGUACAUCACCUACGUCAGCAACCAGACCUACCAGGAGAGGACGUACAAGCAGCUGCUCCAGGAGAAGGCAGCUUUUCGGGAGCUGAUCGCACAGCUGGAGCUCGACCCCAAGUGCAAGGGGCUGCCCUUCUCCUCCUUCCUCAUCCUGCCUUUCCAGAGGAUCACGCGCCUCAAGCUGCUAGUGCAGAAUAUCCUGAAAAGGGUGGAAGAGAGGUCAGAGCGUGAGUGCACGGCCUUGGACGCCCACAGGGAGCUGGAGAUGGUGGUGAAGGCGUGCAACGAGGGCGUCAGGAAGAUGAGCCGCACGGAGCAGAUGAUCAGCAUUCAAAAGAAGAUGGAGUUUAAGAUCAAGUCGGUGCCCAUCAUCUCCCACUCCCGCUGGCUGCUGAAGCAGGGCGAGCUGCAGCAGAUGUCGGGCCCCAAGACCUCCCGGACCCUGAGGACCAAGAAGCUCUUCCAUGAAAUUUACCUCUUUCUCUUCAACGACCUGCUGGUGAUCUGCCGGCAGAUCCCCGGAGACAAGUACCAGGUGUUUGACUCAGCCCCAAGGGGCCUGCUCCGCGUGGAGGAGUUGGAGGACCAGGGCCAGACGCUGGCCAACGUGUUCAUCCUGCGGCUGCUCGAGAAUGCGGAUGACCGGGAGGCCACCUACAUGCUGAAAGCAUCCUCUCAGAGUGAGAUGAAGCGCUGGAUGACCUCACUGGCCCCCAACAGAAGGACGAAGUUUGUUUCGUUUACAUCUCGGCUGCUGGACUGCCCCCAGGUCCAGUGCGUGCACCCAUAUGUGGCCCAGCAGCCAGACGAGCUGACGCUGGACCUCGCCGACAUUCUCAACAUCCUGGACAAGACUGAAGACGGGUGGAUCUUUGGUGAGCGUCUGCAUGACCAAGAGAGAGGCUGGUUCCCCAGCUCCAUGACUGAGGAGAUUUUGAACCCCAAGAUCCGGUCUCAGAACCUCAAGGAAUGUUUCCGUGUCCAUAAGAUGGAUGAUCCUCAGCGAAGCCAGAAUAAGGACCGCAGGAAGCUGGGCAGCCGGAAUCGGCAAUGAUCCCUGGUGCAGGGCACCACCUGGCAGAGGAAUGUGGGCAGGUGGGGGCAAGGCCUGGCAGGAGACCCCAACGGACAGUGGAGGGCUCUGGGGAAGGACAGCCCGUGGGAUGUGACUUGGGAGACCCAGCCCUCUCCAGCACAAUCAGUGCUCUUGAGACUUCGCCCCUCGUUCACAACCUGGAUGAAGGCUGCCUGUGUCUCCUGAUGUGUUUGUAAAUGAGAAGAAAGUAUAUUUUAAGCAGUGUUACACCACGUCUCUCCUAUCUCUUAGAGGGGGUGGAAGUGGGUGGGCAUGUUCCAGGGCCUUCCUAGAGACUGGAAGAGGCCCCAGACCCAGGCUGUCCUUGGCAAGGGACAGGCAGAAGGUGAGGAUUGUCCCCACCCCCUGCACGAGUCCUUCUCUACCUUGGAAGCCAUUGGCAUCUACCAGGCACACGGUGGGCCGUGCUUACCUGAAGGACCUUGACGAGUGGCCCUUGGUCUCCAAUUCAUAGCACGGAGGGCCCACACCACCUCUGGCUCCCCAAUGGGCUGGCUGUUAACUAUGUUCUGGCCCCUUGAGGAGCCCAGGUGUUUUAAGGAAUGAAUUGGUCACUGCAUCUUAUAUUGGUUAUGGUUAUGAGAAGAGCAAAUAUCACUUUUGGCUGCAUUAAAAGAAGCAUCAUGUAUAAAAUAAAGGAGAUGAAGGUCUA